CCCCUCCCCGCCCCCCCCAACCCCCAAAAAAAAGAGAGAGAGAGGGCAGCCGGCAGCCGAUGCGUAGAGUUGUGAGCCUGUUGUGACUGUGGCUUCUAUUCAAACCAUUUCCCUGCCUCGAAUCAGCCAAGAAAUCGCAUUCGCAGUCAUGGCUCUCCAUGCUAGCAGCGGAUUGCUUGCCGCCGCCGCCGCCGGCGGUUUGGGUCCGAGGAAGGUUCAUAGAAUCAGAGCCGCCGUUUCAACAGAAACAACUGAAGAAGGUAAGGUGCAGCUCGGCGGUUCGGAUUUGAAGGUGACGAGGCUUGGGAUUGGGGCUUGGUCUUGGGGCGAUACCAGCUACUGGAACAACUUUGAGUGGGAUGAUAGGAAGAUGAAGGCAGCUAAGUCUGCUUUUGAUACCAGCAUAGAUUCUGGUAUUACAUUAUUUGAUACUGCUGAAGUUUAUGGCUCAAGGCUAGCAUUGGGUGCAGUAAAUUCUGAGACACUGCUGGGAAGAUUUAUUAAGGAAAGGAAAGAAAGAAAUCCUGAAGUGGAGGUUGCUGUUGCAACCAAAUUUGCAGCUUUACCCUGGAGGCUAGGCCGUCAGAGUGUCAUUAGUGCUCUUAAGGACUCACUAUGUCGUCUCGGGCUUUCUUCAGUGGACCUCUAUCAACUCCAUUGGCCAGGAGUAUGGGGAAAUGAAGGGUAUAUAGAUGGUCUUGGAGAUGCUGUGCAGCAGGGUCUUGUGAAGGCUGUUGGGGUUUCUAAUUACAGUGAGAAACGUCUUCGGGAUGCAUAUGAACAGCUUAAAAAAAGAGGUAUCCCGCUGGCAUCAAACCAAGUCAAUUACAGUCUAAUAUAUAGGGUUCCAGAAGAAAAUGGUGUUAAGGCUACCUGUGAUGAACUGGGGAUCACUUUGAUUGCAUAUUCACCUAUUGCACAAGGUGCUUUGACGGGAAAGUACACACCUGAAAAUCCUCCCACUGGCCCUCGAGGGAGGAUUUACACUCCUGAGUUCCUAACACAGCUCCAACCUUUGAUAAACAGAAUCAAGGAGAUAGGACAGAACUAUCAAAAAACUCCCACACAGGUCGUCCUUAACUGGUUAAUAGCUCAGGAGAACGUUGUCCCGAUCCCAGGAGCCAAAAACGCAGAACAAGCUCAAGAGUUUGCGGGUGCGCUGGGGUGGAGACUCACCAAUGAAGAGGUCGACGAGCUGCGUUCUUUGGCAUCGCAAACAAAGCCCGUUAUCGGCUUUCCUGUAGAAAAAAUGUAGAGAUUUCAAGCUAGCACUUGAAGACAAACGGAUUCAAACUGGUUGCAGAAUCUACACUUGCCCAACAUUAAUAACCAAAAUCACUGAAUACCAAUGACCCCAGAGUUGUACAUUUUCACCUUUAGAUGCAUAUAGUUCUAGUGAGUUGAAAAGCAUUGUGUAUGCAUACAUUCCUCUGUUCAUGUAAUUGCUCUGAGCAAUUGUAGUCUUCCAGACUCUUUCGGUUGCCGAUGCUUAUGCAUAAUUAGUGGAAGUUGCCAAUUAUGGAGACAUUUAAACAGAUAAUUAUAAUUAAUAAACUGUUCGAUUGGCCUUGCAAAAAUAGGCAAGCUUUCCUUGACAAAGGGUGUAGCAUGAAAG
This is a messenger RNA of Diospyros lotus (date-plum), 1615 nucleotides long. RefSeq lists its product as uncharacterized. Gene Ontology annotation, cellular component: cytoplasm. Bases 149 to 1255 code for a protein of 368 amino acids. The record is from RefSeq and is a predicted model, not a curated record. Lineage: Eukaryota; Viridiplantae; Streptophyta; Magnoliopsida; Ericales; Ebenaceae. The transcript has 11 exons.